AUGGAGAGCGAUGGUGCUGAAAGGGACAGCUCCGGUGUGGGUGUCCGCGCGCUGACGGGCUGCGCUCUCUGCGCGCUCAUCCUCUCCACGCUGCUGGGGAACACGCUGGUGUGCGCCGCCGUCAUCAAAUUCAGACACCUCCGAUCCAAAGUCACUAAUUUCUUCGUCAUAUCCCUAGCAGUUUCGGAUCUCUUCGUGGCUGUUCUGGUCAUGCCGUGGAAGGCUGUCUCUGAGGUGGCCGGCUGUUGGCUCUUCGGGAGCUUUUGUGACACUUGGAUAGCUUUCGAUAUCAUGUGCUCAACGGCGUCUAUACUCAACCUGUGCAUCAUCAGUUUGGACAGAUACUGGGCCAUCUCAAGCCCGUUCCGUUACGAGCGUAAAAUGACCCAGAGGAUAGCGUUUAUAAUGAUCGGGAUGGCGUGGACACUUUCCGUCCUGAUCUCUUUCAUUCCGGUCAGACUGAACUGGCACAGGGCUGAGGAUCAUAACACGCCCUUAAACCUCACUUUCAGUUCGGAGGACUGCACUGCGACUUUAAACAGGACUUAUGCUAUUGCAUCUUCACUUAUAAGCUUUUACAUCCCUGUUGUAAUCAUGAUAGGAACAUAUACGCGGAUCUACCGAAUCGCGCAAACGCAGAUCCGGAGGAUCUCCACUUUGGAGAGGGCGGCCGGGCACAUGCACGACUGCGCGAGCGAGCAGUCGCUGAAAACCACGUUUAAGAAAGAAACGAAGGUGUUAAAAACGCUUUCCAUCAUCAUGGGGGUGUUUGUGUUCUGCUGGCUGCCCUUUUUCGUCCUCAACUGCAUCGUGCCGUUCUGUGACCUGGACACUCUUGGAGACUCUCUGUGCGUGAGCAGCACCACUUUUAACAUCUUCGUGUGGUUCGGAUGGGCCAAUUCAUCGCUCAACCCGGUCAUCUACGCGUUCAACGCGGAUUUCCGCAAAGCCUUCACCACUAUUCUGGGUUGCAAUCGACUCUGCGCAUCUUCUGCUGUGGAGACAGUGAACUUCACCAACGAGCUGGUGUCCUACCAUCACGACACCACUCAGCUCCACAAGGACGCGCAAGACGCUUCCAACCCCCAGUGCCUGGUUCUGGUCCCCGGUCAUGGCGAGCACGUGGACUUACCUUUUGACAAGGUCUCGGUCGUGUCCGAUUCGUCUCGUAUCCAGCGGAACGUGCUGCUGCCCGCCCUAGAGCAGCAGGAGGGAGAGAUGGAGAUUUCUCUGGACCUGAUGCCCUUCACCUCCACAACACUGAGCGACUGCUGCGGGAUUCCAGGUCAAAUUGAGGAGUGUUGA
Messenger RNA from Sinocyclocheilus rhinocerous, 1305 nucleotides. It is a transcript of the gene drd6b, whose product is annotated as dopamine receptor D6b. The record is from RefSeq and is a predicted model, not a curated record. The transcript has a single exon. Bases 1 to 1305 code for a protein of 434 amino acids. Gene Ontology annotation, molecular function: G protein-coupled receptor activity. Gene Ontology annotation, biological process: adenylate cyclase-activating adrenergic receptor signaling pathway; positive regulation of MAPK cascade. NCBI's taxonomy places the organism in Eukaryota, Metazoa, Chordata, Actinopteri, Cypriniformes, Cyprinidae. Gene Ontology annotation, cellular component: plasma membrane.